Messenger RNA from Boeremia exigua, 2246 nucleotides. RefSeq lists its product as uncharacterized. Bases 148 to 2211 code for a protein of 687 amino acids. NCBI's taxonomy places the organism in Eukaryota, Fungi, Ascomycota, Dothideomycetes, Pleosporales, Didymellaceae. The record is from RefSeq and is a predicted model, not a curated record. Gene Ontology annotation, cellular component: nucleus. Gene Ontology annotation, biological process: regulation of transcription by RNA polymerase II. The transcript has 2 exons.
AUUCAAACUCAACAUUCCACCGCUUUCCACAGAUCACCUCAUCGAGAGACUCACUUUCGGCGAGCCCUACCCGAGUCAUCGGCCUGUCCAGUCACUAGUAUAAAGCGACUUGCCACCCGGCUUGGUCCCUUACUUUCCCUCGACAUUAUGUUAGCGCAACCCACAAGACGUCAGCACAUUGUACCACAAUCCUACACGCCAACCAACCCGUCAUCACCUUCCUCACAACAACUUGCCUACCAGCAAAUACCUCAACAAUUCGCCACACAACAACAGCUGUUUGACCAGAAGCUGCUCAACGACUACCUCGAGUCUCAGCAGCAUUCUUACAGCACAAAUUCCAACGCGCACAACUCGUUCAUGACGAGCGCCUAUACCGACUUCGCGAAUCCGGCGAUCCGCGUCCAACAGUCGACACCCACACCGCAGCCCUCAAACGACUAUCAGUCAUCCAUGCUUCCUAACGGCUGGAACGCCUAUGGGAAUGUACAGAACCAGUCACUACAGACACCUGCACAGAGUCAGAACAGAGGGCAUCAGCGCGCGUCUUCAUCCUCGUCAAUAGGAUCCAGUGCAUCGCAGUACCAGACUGUCCCUGCAGCCAGCUAUCAGACAUUCUCGAAUCAUCUGCCAACUCCUUCUCACACACCUACUCAAGAUUCGUUUAUGAGUCAGGCCACCUUCAACAACUACACACAACAGUCCAGCAUGGAUCAGACUAUGGCUGCACACAUGUCGAUGAAGCAGGCCUUGAUGGAUCAAGGCGACGAUGUUCCAGACUUCGCUCAUUCAGCGAGGCAGUCUGUGUCGAGUUACGAUUCUCCUGCGACCCCACACACUGCGUUGGAUGAGUCCGAUGUGAAGCCCGUUAAUGGUGAGAAUCUCCACAAGGUCGACUCAUGGCUUUUCAAUCAGUUCUGUACUUACGAUGCUACAUCAGAUACCCGACAGCAGCCCAUUGUACCCAAAUUUGAGAGGACAUAUACGGACAUUGCUGCCGACAACUUUUACGACCCGAAUGCUGCAUCUGCCCCUGCAGUACAACCAUCAAAGCCAUCACAGUCAUCACUCUUGUCUCCUUACCGCAGCAACACUACAGAGAAUGUCCAGCGUGCGCUGCAGGCAGCGCAGUAUGCGCGGUCGCACUCACCUAGCAGUACGGUGUCUCGUGGCGAUUCUCCGUUCCGUAAGGGCUCACCUUAUCAUCAACCCAGCCACAGCUUCAACUCACCAAUGCUCGGCACUGCUGCUGCGACACGUGAGCAGAACCGCCGUGCGGACACUGCGUACGCAAUGAAGUCGCAGAUGCAGUCCGAAGAUUCUGUGGUAAAGACCAUUUCGCCAAAGGAUGCCAUGCUGGACUUCCGAGAGGAUGAUGACUCGAAGAUGCCACUGUUUCAAGACAGUGGCGCAAAUGAGUACAACAACCAAUACAACGGUGGCGACCAAUAUAGGAACGCCACUCAAUCCGGCUUCGACACAACAUCAGCACAGUCCUACCGACGUGACAGCUGGGCAACACCGCAGUUCUCACCCAACUUCUCGACAUCAACCGCGCCUUCACUGCCAACUACCACAAGUUUCAACUUCGUCACUCCUGCGAUCCAAAACAACAUGACGAGCAUGCCUAUGGUUGCCGCAUCGCAAUACCGAACCACUCCCAUGACGUCUUCCGUGGAUCAGACACCUGAAUUCCCUGCUCAUCCUCACCUGACAUCAAUGGAGUCCAGCGCCAGCGAGGCCGAUCCUCCAAACGGCAGCCAGUCCAGCGUCGAACAGUUCUUGCGCAAACCAGUAUCAUCUGCCGCUGACUCGGGGACAUACUCCUGCACAUACCACGGUUGUGCUCAGCGCUUCGAGACCCCUCAGAAACUUCAAAAGCACAAGCGCGAAGGCCAUCGGAAUGCCAAUCUUGGCCCCAGUAUGACAUCAGCGGCUAUCCUAGACCGCAACACACAAGCGGGGCCGCACAAGUGUGAGCGCAUCAACCCCACAACCGGCAAGCCUUGCAACACUAUUUUUUCUCGACCGUACGAUCUCACCCGUCACGAGGACACCAUUCACAAUGCUCGCAAACAGAAGGUCCGCUGCGCACUGUGCGUCGAGGAAAAGACUUUCUCCCGCAACGACGCAUUGACACGCCACAUGCGUGUCGUGCAUCCCGAAGUGGACUUUCCAGGAAAGCACAGAAGGCGUGGUGGCUCUGAUUGAAGAGCUUGCUCCUUGUAACGAUAUUUGCGAUCACU